ACAAUUUAUAUAAAUAUACUGUUUUAUCAUUUCAUCAUAUUUUUUUUUUUAUUAUGUUAUAAUUUGAAGUUCUUUAUUAAUAGUACAACAUACAAAAGAUUCUCUGUUGAAAUUGGUUCAUUUAUAAAAAUUAAUUAAUAUUUGAUCUUUGUGAAUACCUAUAGUUUUGAUUUUAUACAUAUAUACACGCUGAGUUUAUAAGUUUUAUCAAUAUAACUUUCCUUAGCAACAGGAGCUUGUUUAUUUCAACCUAGAACUUCAGACAAGCAGUGGAAGAGUAAUUUUUUAUCAAGGAUUUUUCAUUUCGUUCUUUUUGUAUAUGCUAUAAUAAUUAUUUUUUAUUACUACAUAGUUUAUAAUUAUGGCUACUGCAAUACCUGAAAGAAUGAUCCCUUCAGUGGAUACUUUAGUAAAGUAUGAUAAUCCAAUGUUGGUUACUACUCGACCAGAAAAGACUAAAGAACCGUCUACAAGUAAAACUGGCAGUGCUGCAUGUAAAGUACAACCUACUACAUUAACUGCUGAUAUUCGAAAAGAAACUAUUGAAAUAUUGAAUGGUAUUCUGCCACCAAAAGAAUGGGAGGAGGAUGGUCAAAUUUGGAAACAGCAGAUUUCAAGUACACCAGCGACUAGAUUAGAUGUUAUUAAUCUGCAAGAACAAUUAGACAUGAAACUGCAACACCGUCAAGCCCGAGAAACUGGAAUUUGUCCUGUUAGAAGAGAACUAUACACGCAGUGUUUUGAUGAAAUAAUACGACAAGUUACAAUAAAUUGUGCAGAACGCGGUUUACUGCUUCUUCGAAUAAGAGAUGAAAUUCAAAUGACUAUGGCUGCCUAUCAGACACUUUAUCAAAGCAGUAUAGCUUUCGGAAUGCGCAAGGCUCUACAAAAAGUAUCACAGGCAGAACAAGGUAAAGAAGAUUUGAUAGCUGCUGCAGAGGAGCUACGCCUGCAAAAAUCAGAGUUGGAAAGAACAGUAGCAGAAUUAAAACAGAAAUUUGAUCAAGCUGAACGAAGAGCAGCUGAACUACGAGAAGCAGAAGAGAAAAAACAUAUGGAGGAGAUACAAUUUUUGAAAAAGACGAAUCAACAACUAAAGACUCAAUUAGAAGGAAUACUAGCACCCAAAAAAUAAUUUCAUGAUAGUUUCUAAACCACCUAUACUUAAAUUUGCAGAAUCAAAAAAAAGCAAAAGUUACUCUAACUAAAAUAAAGUAAUGUUUUAAGAUAACAAAGUCUUUUUCUUUUAAAAUAAAUGUAUGUUUAUCUGCAUAAGUUUUCCUUACAAAUACACAUGUGUAGGAUUAUAAAACGUAUAAAUAUUGCUUAGUAAAGAAUACAGUUGUUUGUAAUAAAUAUAUGCUUUUCAAUCUAAAUACUUAAACACUUCUAAUUCAACAACAAAUUCUUACAUCGUCGCUCGCUUAUCAGUCGCAUAUCAAAGCUGUCGUGUUGAUUGAAUAGUAAAUAGACAAUAUUAAUCAAUAUUUUUUCAUAUAAAUCUUUGCAUUUAUUUUUUAUAAAAAA
Messenger RNA from Nasonia vitripennis (jewel wasp), 1527 nucleotides. RefSeq names its product axonemal dynein light intermediate polypeptide 1 (gene Dnali1). The record is from RefSeq and is a predicted model, not a curated record. The transcript is spliced from 6 exons. Gene Ontology annotation, molecular function: dynein heavy chain binding. Bases 362 to 1135 code for a protein of 257 amino acids. Gene Ontology annotation, cellular component: axoneme; filopodium. Lineage: Eukaryota; Metazoa; Arthropoda; Insecta; Hymenoptera; Pteromalidae.